AAAUCCUAUUUAAGAAGUUGAAGGAUUCUUUCAAAUUUUCAUUUUACAGAUCUGGAGAUACAAAUGGUUAAUUUAAAAUCCAAUCUGAAAAAUACAUAUUAUUAACAUUUGUUAUAGUUAGUCGAAAGGGGAAAUGCUCAGACAAAUUUUCUUUCUGGUCAUGUCAUUCUUGGUACAAUAAUAUUUUUGAACAUAGAAGAGGAGAAAAAAAUGUGAGAUCUUUAAAAACCACUGGAAGCCAAAAGUUGUAUAAAGCUUAGAGAAGAUGCUUACAUUUUGGUAAACCUCCACAGAAGUAACAAAAAUCUACAAUACACUCCCUCCAACUUUAGAAAAAGUGUCACCCUUUCUUCCCAUUGGCCCCUGAACUGCAGAGCUUACUUUACAUCACAAUGAAAGCUUUAUUGUUCAGUCCUCAGGGCAGGGAGUUGUAUUGGUGACAAUGACAAAUUUCAGCUAGGUAUCAAAGCUUGUCAGUAGUCUAAAGCCCCUGAAAAAGGGGUUCCUUCAACACUAGAGGACCAAGACAGAGAUCUACUUUUGGUUCCUGCUGGGUUUUGGAUUCAACCUGUAGAUAAAAUACCAUCACAUGUGUGCUCCCAUUCAGUGUUGGAAAUGGUAGCAUAAUACAGUGUUCUCUUUCAUUUAACAUUUUGAAGUGUUGCUAUAAGUACAUUACACAUUUAAAGAAAAAUAUGGGGAAAUCACUUCAUAAUCCUUCAUGCUCACAUCUCUAAGUAGUGCCUAUUACUAACUUAGAUGCGCAAAAUGGAUUAUUUAUUACUGAUCAUGCUUUUCCCAGGUGCAUGCUUGAGGCUGCAGUUUUCUAAGCCUCAUUUUCAGCCUCAAGCCACAUUUAAACAGAUUUAAUAAUCUCUCACUUUCUUUAGAGAUCUCCAGGAAUUAGAGUCCUGUAAAAAUGACUUGGGAUGUCUGAACAUUCUCAGCAUGUUCACUGAAUUUACAGGAUUUGCAAUAGAAGGGGGCAGCUUUUGUUUACAAUUGAUAUCAAGUCGAGAACAAUUUAUUUUAUAAGUAAUACACAGUACUAAAAUAAAUUGCCUGGUUGGAAUUGAGAACUGUCUGUCUGGGUUCUGCUAUACCAGGACAUCACUUGUGCAUUAUGCAUUGAAAUUGACAGAUACGACUCACCCUGAGCAAAUAUGGUUGUAUCUCUUUUUCAUCAUAGUUUUGGGUUUACCUCAGCUAUAGAGAGAGAAAGGUUAUUUUAUUGUGAAAUCUUUAACUGGUGUUCUAAUUAGCAAGAACAUUUCUGACCUGAGGCUCCUGUGGCUAGGUGGUAAUAUUAAACUCAAAUGGAUUUGUGGACUUCUUUUAUUCCAGAAAUUAUUGGAUGACAUUUCUAAUGCCUCAGGCCUUUGGGCAUCUACAUAUAACACACAAUUCACAUCCUAAAAAAAUGAUUGUAAAUCAUUUAUUAAAUAAGAAAUAAAUCUGUCUUAUGUGUGAGCAUAAGCCAAUCUAAAGUGAUACAUCUUCCAUCACUGAAAUAAUCAUUCAGUGGCUGCCCUGACAGACAAGGAACCAAAGUACAGAGAACAUCCUUGUAUCUAAAUUGGAAUGUCAGUAAAACUUGAAAAUAUGGUUGAAUAGCUUUUUCAGCAGCAGGGGCAUCUGGAGGUUGCCAGAAAAAUCAAGAUGGUGACCACAACCGUGUGAUCAAAACCCCAACUCCUCUUUACAUGUACCCGGAUGCCCCUAUUCAGCAGCAUAACUUAGGGCUAGGAUAGUCUGUUGCUGUCUCAACUCAGAAACCAAGCAUGGUAAGGUGUGCUUGGUAAUUGGAUAGGAGACCAGGGCAUUUCAGAGCUAGACUAGGAAACUUCUGAAAGACAUCCAGAAGGCAAUGGCAAAUCACUUCUGUACUGUUGCCAAGAAAACUGCAUGGAUGUGUCCAUAUAGUCACCAGGAAUCAGCUCAAACUCUAGGCAUCUUUUCUUGUUGCUGUUGCUGCUAUUAAAUAAUUGGUAGCUAGACUUCUUAGACAAUCUCCUGAAAAUUACCCAGAGAUCUAUUGGCACUGCAACUUCCAGAAUUCCCAGCAGAUCUGUAUUUUUGGUGCACCAAAUUAGGGAAGAUUAUACUUGGAGAUCCUAGUCUACAUUCUAACUGAACCUGCCUGAAGAUGCACUUCGUGCGUGAACUGGGGUAUAGGCUGAUUGUGUUGAUUAUUGGCAGGGGUAGGUUUAUGUUUCUCUUUUGAAGAAUCCCAUCUAUGUUUCUCUUACUCUUUGUAACUGCAAAUUAACCAGUAGUGCAUUAACAGAUAUAUUUGGCUUUGAUUGCUGCCUGCAGUCAUUUCAGACUAAAGCAAAAUGAAUGAGCAUCCAAAGAAAAGGAAAAGGAAGACUCUACAUCCCUCACGCUAUUCAGGUAAAUCACAUACAGAUUCUUCAGGAAUUCCAAAAUACAUAGAUAAUAGUGGCAUAUUUUCUGACCAUUGUUACAGUGUCUGUUCCAUGAAACAGCUAGACACCAAAGUUCCUGAUAACCGAGGUCGAUUUCAUAACACGGUGCCUAGCAUAGAUACUGAUGAAGAUGGCAGCCACGUGUAUGCUGGGACAUCUCAGUGGAGUGGGAUCCAGUCUAAUGUCCUGGGGACACACUUGAUGGACCCUAAAAAAAAAGAUAAAUCCACCAAUAAUGGAAUUUUUAAAGAUUCAUGUGAGUCACCUAUCUUCAGUGACAGUUUAACAGAAGAGGAGAAACCUUUGGACAUUCAAACUGUAGAAAUUUCCACUACUGAAGUCCAGGCUGUAGAAGUUCAUGAUAUUGAAACUCAGACCAUUUCCCCGGAGAAGCUUGAAGCAGAGGAUGCAGAGGAAAUCCCUCUUGGAAGUUGCAAGGUGCUUGAAAAGAAUCCUCCUUUGAACGUCAUCAUUCCGCCCAAAUGGCCCCUGCUUCGGGCAAACAGCAGCGGUUUGUACAAAUGUGAACGAUGCACAUUUAAUAGUAAAUAUUUCUCGGACUUGAAGCAGCAUGUGGUUCUAAAGCAUAAAACAUGCCCUGAGGGCAACAUCUGUCGAGUGUGUAAAGAAAGCUUCUCUUCCAAAAAGGUGCUUAUUGAACACUUGAAAAUUCAUGAGGAAGACCCCUACGUUUGCAAAUAUUGUGACUACAAAACAGUGAUGUUUGAAAAUCUGAGCCAGCAUAUAGCAGAUACGCAUUUCAGUGACCAUCUUUACUGGUGUGAGCAAUGUGAUGUUCAGUUCUCUUCCAGUAGUGAGCUGUACCUCCAUUUCCAGGAACACAGCUGUGAUGAGCUGUACCUGUGCCAAUUUUGUGAACACGAAACAAGCGACCCCGAGGACUUGCACAGUCACGUGGUGAACGAGCAUGCAGGCCGGCUGAUAGAGCUGAGCGACAGCUACAACAGCAGGCAGCAACAGGGCCAAUACAGUUUGGUCAACAAAAUCAGCUUUGACAAGUGCAAGAACUUCUUCGUGUGUCAAGUGUGUGGUUUCCGCAGCAGGCUUCACACCAAUGUCAAUCGCCAUGUGGCUAUAGAGCACACCAAAAUAUUCCCCCAUGUUUGUGAUGACUGUGGGAAAGGCUUCUCAGGCAUGUUGGAAUAUUGCAAACACUUAAAUAGCCACCUGUCCGAAGGCAUUUAUUUGUGUCAAUAUUGUGAAUAUUCGACAGGACAGAUUGGAGACCUCAGAAUUCACCUGGACUUCAGGCAUUCGGCUGAACUGCCUCACAAGUGCACCGAUUGCUUGAUGAGGUUUGGUAAUGAAAGAGAUCUUUUGAGUCAUCUUCAAAUACAUGAAACUGCUUGAGUGUUGUGUGUAUUUUCUCAUCUAGCCCAGAAUAAUAGCAUUUCAGAGUUUCCUCAGCAUAAAAAGCAGCUGAGUCUGUCGAAGGAUGGUGUAUUUCAUCAAACUUUUAAUGCGUAAUAGCAUGUACAAUUGUCUGGAAACCUAGUAUUAAGUCCUUUGUGCCUAUGGAAGGAAAUAAACGUAACUAUCCAGCUAAA
Python bivittatus (Burmese python) is the source of this 3997-nucleotide messenger RNA. RefSeq names its product zinc finger protein 639 (gene ZNF639). The record is from RefSeq and is a predicted model, not a curated record. Lineage: Eukaryota; Metazoa; Chordata; Lepidosauria; Squamata; Pythonidae.